Messenger RNA from Fulvia fulva, 11805 nucleotides. RefSeq lists its product as uncharacterized. Lineage: Eukaryota; Fungi; Ascomycota; Dothideomycetes; Mycosphaerellales; Mycosphaerellaceae. The transcript has 3 exons. Bases 1 to 11805 code for a protein of 3934 amino acids. The record is from RefSeq and is a predicted model, not a curated record.
AUGGUCCUUAUUGACGGCACAUCGACUAUCACUCUUCGGAGUGGAGCAUCCACAACAUUCGGCGGAAAGACAAUAAGUGCGUUGGAUUCUGGCGACGGAGUGGCGAUUGGCGAGCCGAUCACGAGUCUCUUCAACCCAGUACAAGUCCAAGUCACUCUUGGGAGCGGUGGUAAUGUCAUCACGGCUAUAGCCACCAACAGCUCUGUGAUUCUGCAGGUCGGAUCAUCCACCAUCACUAUUGGCAACGGUGCACAGACGACCAUCGCUAGCCAGACUGUCAGUGUCCUACCCGGCGGCAAUGGUGUAGUAUUCGAUGGGUCAAUCACGAGCACGUUUGGGGCAUCGUCGACAGCUCCGCAGGCAGGUGCUUACCCGACUCCGGCGAUUCCAUCUGCGACCACUAGGACCCUCAGUACUGGGAGUGCUCAACAGGCGAGCGUCACGAUCAGUAGUCUUGUUCCGGGCGGCGGCGCAUCUCCAUCCAUCAAUGACGCGGUGCCAAUUGCUGCACCUCAGACUGGUCUUGCCGGCCCACAAUCAAGCUCCCAGUCGCUUGACAGCUCCGCAAUGCCUACUCCUGCCGCCAGCUCAGAUGACGACCUCCCAUGUCCCAUUCCUGGGGCAUCCUAUGGCUACACUGUCCCAUCAAGCGGCAGUCAAUAUGUCGUUCAGUGUAACACGACCCAUGGAGGCUCUGUGUACCAGAUUCUCAUGACGGCGGAAAUAGGCGCCUGCCUUGAUGCAUGCAACGACGAUAUCCGCUGCGACGCUGUAGGCUAUGACCUUGGGGCAGACCUCUGCUAUGAGUACAAUGCGCUAUCUGCAGGGAACGGAUACUUCUCGCCUACGAUGCACUUUGCCCAGUUGAGGUCACGAGCGGUGGUCAAGGAUGGUUUCACGUCGCUCGAACCAGUAUUGAUCUCGACGUACUCUACUAGUGGUCUGAUGACCAGCUAUCCGAGCAAUGGGGCACCUAUUUUGACACCAUCUCUUAUUACCUCGGUGCGCGGCGGCAUCACGACGCUCUCGACUUACACCACGCUUGUCGGCUCUUCCACCGUUGCUCGGACGCAGACCAUCGUCAAUGGAGGUGUGACCUCGAUCAGCACGACCUAUGCCACCCCCAACUCGGGGCCGUCGCUGGCUGCGUCGAUUUUACCUGCGUCCUCUCCGACGCCUUCGAGCAUCUUGAGCAACGCGGGCAGUGCAGCGGUACCUGUCACUUACGGCAGUCCCAUUACGACAAUGACCACUGUCCUUGGUGGUCAAACUUUGGUAUCCACAUAUGCUACACUCUCUGGAUCGUCCACGGCGGUCGAAACCUCGACUUCGGUCUUAGGUGGUCAGACUCUGACUAUUACCGCCUACGUCACACCAACGACGACCGUAGGACAAGUAGGUUCCAUCGGUCAGUCUAUCGUUUCACAGACUUCCUCUGGAUCUAGUGCCAUGCCAGGUAUCGUGACCGUGGUCGCAGACCCCAGCAACACAGCACCUCUCACUAUCGGCAGCCAGAUCGCCAUACCCAUUGCAUCUGGUGCAUAUGUUCUGCCUAAAGGAGCCACCCUUGCUCCUGGCGGUUCGGCUGCAACGAUUGUUGGUACUACGUACACUCUUGCUCCAUCAAGAAGCCCUGCUCCCGGUAUUGCCACGUUGACAGUACCAUCAGGCACGAGCGUGCCGAUUACUAUUGGAGACCAAGUUGCAUCACCAGUCGCUUCCGGCGCCUACGUACUCCCCAACGGAAGCACUCUUUCUGCUGGUGGUCCUGCGGCGACGAUCGACGGUGUCACCUACACUCUUGCACCGAAUGCGGCCCAAGACCAGGGCAUUGUCACCUUGACUGUCAGUUCUGGUCAGAGUGCUCCGAUUACGGUUGGCAGUCAGCUUGCCACUCCAAUCGCAUCUGGUGCGUUUGUUCUUCCCGGUGGUCAAACGCUUUCCCCUGGUGGCUCUGCCUUCACAUCGGACGGCGUUGCGUAUACCUUAGCCCCAUCAAACCCCACGCUGAUCACCUUGACGCCUGGUUCCGUGCAAGAUUCACUCAUCAUAGUCGGCACUCAGAUCGCUACACCCAAUGCUUCUGGUGCCUUUGUGCUUCCUGGAGGCCAGACAUUAUCGGCAGGGGGCCCUGCCAUCACGGUCGACGAUGUCGUCUAUACCUUAGCACCAUCGGCUGCUGCUGUCGCUUCAUCUGUCAUCACCUUGACAGCAGGCCAGUUCCCGAAUGCACCCAUUACUAUCGGCAGUCAAGUCAUCACGCCCGCUUCUGGAGCCUAUGUUUUACCUGGAGGACAGACACUUACCCCAGGCGGAUCCGCAGUCUCUUUUGAUGGCGUUGUAUACACCCUGCCGCCAGUAGCGACCCCGAACCCAUCAGCGAUACUCACUCUCACGAGCGAUCCGCGCCAAAGCACUCUCCUCGCCAUUGGUGGUCAGCUAGCCACACCAUUGCCUUCGGGAGCUUUCGUGCUACCUGACGGCCAGACUCUGUUCCCCGGAGGUCCAGCUGUAACGGUUGAUGGUGCUGUGUACACUCUGGCACCCGCGACAAGCCGGAUUCAGCCCGGUAUCGCUACGCUGACUGCCGGAUCCCUGCCUAUCUCCAUUGGCAGUCAAAUCGUCAGUCCAAUUGGACCGGGCGUUGAUGUGCUUCCAGGCGGUCAGACAUUGUCGCCUGGAGGCUCAGCUGUCGCACUUGAUGGAACGACAUACACCCUCGCACCAGCACCAACUCGAGCGGCCGACGCGUUCACUUUGACUGAAGCUGGUGGUUCGGCACCACUGAUCGUCGGUGGGCAAACGGCAGCACCGAUUGGACCUGAAACUUAUACGCUUCCCAAUGGACAGUCACUCUACGUUGGUGGUCCUGCCGUCACGUUGAAUGACGCGACAUACACGCUGGCAUCACCGACUAGUCAAACGCCAGCGAGCGUGGUCACGCUUUCUCCUGGGUCAGGAAAUGCUGCUGUCAUCACAUUUAAUGGACAAGCCAUAUCUCCGGCGGCUUCUGGUCAAUACGUGCUGCCAGGAGGUCAGACCCUGUCUCCGGGAGGCUCAGCUGUGGUCCUUGAUGGCACUACCUACACAUUGCCUGGAUUUGCCACUUCUACCACUACGCGGAACAUUCCGGUCCCCGCUGGACUUACCACGGCGAUACCAGGCGCAUCUCAAGGAAGCAGUUUCGUUCUGCUGUUACCAGGAUCUACGAUUGGUCCUGGAUCUUCAGCAGUAUACUCUGGUACGACAUAUUCGUUGCCGACUUCGGGCAGUGGACUGUACACCAAUGGCCAGUCCGUCGCCCUUCCCACUACAGCACCCGGAUCGCCUAUCACGUUGUCCAACGGUGUCGUUAUCGAUUCAGCAACAACGUUCAGCGGCGGUGUCUCCAGUGGUGAGCCUCUGGUAAUAUUGCCGGGAGUCACCCUAUUGCCUGGCUUAGCAGCUGUCAUAUCGAGCACAGCCUACUCGCUUCCUACCUCGGGUAACAAUGUCUACAUUGAUGGAUCGCCGUAUGCUAUUCCGACAGUGGCUCCUGGCGCUCCGAUCACUCUCCCGAACAGUGUCGAAGCAACACCGACAGUUGUGCCUAAUGUGGUUCUUGGCACGCAGACUCUGUUGCCAGGAGGCGCACCUUUGACAGUCUCCGGGAGUACGUACUCAUUGAGCGGCAGCGAAGUCGUGGUAGCAGGGCCAUCGACUACAUUCAAUGUGGCUUUGACUGGACAAGCUCCAAGUCCCUCUCAAGCAUCGUCAACUUCGAUAAAUGGAGAAGCCGCUUCACCCGGCACACCACCAGCAUUGACGAUCCAUGGCAGCACAUACACUGCACAGUCUACUUCUGCUGGUCAGCUCGCUAGCUACUUGGUCAACGGCCAAGUUCUGACGCCAGGAGGCACGAUCGCGAGCACCGACACCGUUGGAGCACUUGAGACACUUUCUCUUGACCCUGCUGUGGGGCCGCAGAGUAUAGCUCAAAGCACCACGAGCAUUCCUCAGGCCUCGGCCUCUGUCCUUUCAACUGCUACGCCGAUUCUGACCGUCGACGGCAAUACUUUCACGCCCAUUUCAUACACACCUGGUGGCCUACCGACGUAUGUAGUCAACAGCCAGACGCUUACGCCAGGCGGCACAAUUAUCGCCACGGACUCAUCUGGUACCUUGGAGACCCUGUCACUUGUCCCAGCGGGGACUGCGGUCGUCGUCAUUGCUCAAAGCACGACGAUUACUUCUCAACUCAUCGAAUCAGCCCCGACGAGUGCUCCAGCCUUGACGGGAGCUCCAAUCUUGGCGGAUGCUCCUCUGAUCACGAUCGGCGGCACGACGUACACUGCAGUGUCAUACACUCAAGGCAGCCGACCCACUUUCCUAGUCAAUGGCCAGACUCUGUCGCCUGGAGGGCAGAUCAGUACUCCCCUGUCGAAUGGUGUAACUGCUGUUUCAUUGGAUCCCACUGGAUCUUUCAUAGCAUUCGUCGCGCCCAGCACCACACUCGUCUCGGAAAUUGCUCUAGCACCUACGCAUGGGCCAGAACAAGUACCGCUGCCAGUUCUGACCAUCAAGAGCAAUACCUACACUGCAGCCCCGGACUCUGGAGUUGGUGUGCCUACUUAUGUAAUACAAGGGCAGACUCUUACGCCCGGAGGACAGAUAAGCACCUCAAUGCAAGGCGGCGUGAAUGCCAUCUCACUAGAUUUAUCUGGCUAUGCUUUGAAAUCCAUCGCAGAGACCACUACAAGAAUGUCUCAAAUCGCUUCAUCGGCAUUGAACAGCCCAGCAACAACGAGUGCUCCAGUGCUGAGUAUUCAUGGCAACACGUAUACAGCAAUGGCGAACACCGCAGGUGGUCUACCUACGUACAUGAUUGAAGGCCAGACUUUAACGCCCGGAGGCAUGAUCUCUACGGCGCUUCCUGGAGGUGUUACAGCUAUCUCUCUAGAUCCUGGAGGAACGGCUGUAGCCUUCGUCGGCCAGACCAGCACAAGCACAUCGCGAUUAGAUGUUUUGAGUACCUCCACUGGCUCGCCUUCCACCAUCCCGCCAGUCUUGACGAUCAACGGCGACACGUUCACUGCUGUCUCAUAUGCUCAAGGUGGUCAGCCCACCUACCUCGUGAAUGGGCAGACAUUGACUCCGGGAGGUCAGAUCUCGACGACACUCCCCGGAGGCAUCAGUGCCAUCUCAUUGGAGAGCACGUCAAGCGCCCUGCAGUUCCUUGGGGACAACACGGUGCUUACUUCGCAGAUCACCACGUCGACGAUCGCUGCAUCAGGAACAGACCCAUCGGACAUGCCAACAUUGACAUUCAAUGGCGAUACAUAUACUGCGACUGUGUUUAGCGAUGACGCUGGCGUUGCGUACAUCAUCGAUAGCCAGACAUUGAUGCCCGGUGGCGCCAUUACCCUUACCGGGUCAAAUGGUGUGAACACGGUCCAGUUCGACAAUGCCGAUUCUUCACUCAUCGCUUCGAAUGCUGAUAGCACCACGACUCUCGCGGCACCAGGGUUCAACGUUGUUAGCCAAACGGAUGUCUCAACCCAGUCAAUGCCUGCUGCGCCGGCGCAAAGUAUUGGCUUCCAACCGACUGCUCAGCCCACUGGAUCGCAAGAGCAGCCUACGCUGAGCCCUGUGCCAAGCGUCCCGACACCUUCUGCUACAUCCUCCGAGACUGCUAUCAGUCUUUCAGCUGCUACAUCACCGUACGUUACGAGCUCUAUGUCUUCGCGUUCCCGUACAAGGACAACGUCAAGCGCUUCCGGCCUCGUUGAGAGCCAAGGACCAAUGACCACCUACAUGUCUGGCGGUACGACUUUGGCAACCACCAUUGGAGGUAGCACAAGGAUUAUGUCGAUGAGCACCCGGGUCAUGAUCACAACACCAAUGGUCGUCGUAACACUGACAGAGGAUGGGUCCACAAGCAUGUCAAUAUCGACAGGGUCUGCGUACUCGAUCACAAGAGACGCCACCGUUCGGACGAUGGUGAUGGGAGGCGUCAGGACAUCCUACGUGACUGGCGGUACGACCGUGGUGGCACCAAGUACCCUGAUUGACCCUUCUAGUGCCCCGUCAGCCACAAAUGUGGUGGCCGAACAACGCAUCGGGAUGUGUCCUGAGUAUAAUGGCUUACUGUACAGCUCCGAAGAACGCUCCGGGUCAGCGCUCGUCACUUGCGGCAAUAUCUACGAAGGUCAAGUGGCGGCCAAUGACACGGAGGUCGAUGCAGAGGGCUGUGAUUACUCUUGCGUCGAUAUGUUGGAUUGUAUGGCUUUCUCAUACACCGAGAACGGCUGCAACCUCUACAGCGACGUAUCUGGGAUGCGCAUCAGCGAGGUUCCUGUGUUCUCGGCGCUACGCCUUCGAACGGUGCAGAAGGCUGUCGAUACAACUACGCUUAGUGCUAUGCCAUCGACUACGGCAACGACUUCGAGUGGCUUCAUGUCUAGUCUGGCUAGCUUGUUCAGCAGUGCUCUGGGUCGUUCGAGCACUGACCUGAGCACCACCACGAUAUCGAGUGACUCCAGUCCAGUAUCAAGUAACCUUCCAUCAGACGAGUCACCAUCCACCGAUCAAGAAGCCAGCUCUGGUGCUUCAGGACCAGCCACAUUGACAGACAUGGACAUCGAGCCGGGCCAGACUACGUCUGCGGUCACGGGAACGUCGAACCUGGCGGAGACCAUAACUUCAACCGGCGAAGAGCCUUUGGUGAAGACUAUUCAUGAAGGAUCUACUCUCACCUACGAAUCGGAUGGAACAACCUACACCAGUGUAGCACAAAGCGAGAUUGUAACAUUCAUGCCGGAUUCUGAGGUUCCGAUCAGCCAACAAGACACUACUUCGCUGGCCGGAGCAGGCCCUUCUAGCUUCAUCAUAACAUACAUCACUGGCGGCAGUACUUUGACUUAUGUUUCCGCUGGCCGGACAUACACAUCAGUGGAGGGAGAAAGCGUAAUUGCAUCAAGUGGUUUUGGUGUUGCACCGACGCCGCAGCUACCCAACAUGGAGGCAACAUCAAACUUUGGCACGACACCACUCUUCACAGCGACUUUCGUCACAGGUGGGAGUACAACGACUUUCUCCUCAGGUGGACAGCUAUACACCUCUGUUGAUGGUGGAACCAUCGUCGAGACCGUGGCUGAUGGUCCUCUUUUGUCCGACCUGCCAUGUCAAUCAGGCUGUCUUCUGCCCACGACGGCGGUCCCUGGAGCAUCAGCCAGCUCUGCUACAUCCGGUGCACAGAGCAUCGCUAACGACACACUCAUAGCCGCUGAAGGCUCGAUCGGAGCUACGGAUCUGCCCGCGUCGACAGGAAGCCUGGCCGACAGCUCAGAUCUGUCAGGAUCGACCUCCGACAGCACGCCGUCUCUCGCAGCCAGUCAUUCGACAAGCUCGCCGCCGAGCAUAUCUGUUCCGGAUCUUGAAGUGACUAUGAGUUUGCCAUCGAUCACUCCGGCUUCGAUAACUGAACUUGGAACCAUCUCGACCGUCUGGGGCUUUCAAAUCUCGUAUGCAUGGCCUUCGAUGGUCAUAGUGGAUGGAAGCAUCACUGUUACAUCCACGCCAAGCCCCACGAGCGGAGCUGGUAGCUCGGCGCCGACCUCAAUGACAAGCUCCGCCUCCAGGACCGUCACUACCAACGCAGAGACGGAAUUGAGUUCGUCGAGUUCAGCUGACGAUGCUUUUUCGAUCAGCGCAACAGGGCCAUCUUCUAGCCUGUCCGCCUCGCCCUCUAGCAUGUGUCAAGCAGAUACAGUCGGGGGCCAGGUUUUGCAGAAUAGCGACUUCUGUACGGAUGACAUGAGCGGUUGGAGCAGUGGUAUUUCGUCAGAAGUCGACCCUGCUGGCAACACAUCUGCGCCAGGUAGUACUUCGUCAGGACGAGCAACAGUCGCUGUCAUCAGUCGUCGUGCAGUGAUCUCCUACGCACGAUCCACGACAGAAGAGCCGACCUCCGCAUGGAUAGGGCAGCCUAUCAAUGCCACCGAGGGAGGUGUAUACAACGUGACAGCCAAUCUCUGGAUCACCAUGCCGGACGAUACUAGCUCUGUCAGUUUCGUAAUGCUUCAACUUGGCAACACGACCGUUUUCAGCACCGGCAAUAUCACCGCUUCGCAGAACUACACUAUAAGCGUAAAUGGAGCGGCUACCUCGGACAUGACAGCCUUCCGCCUGAUCUCGGCAUACUCUGGUGAGCAGGAGGGUGCUGUAGCAUUGGACAAUGUCUACGUCUCGUUUGGAUCAAGCAAUGCGCCUUUGCCGGUGAACAGCGACACUCACAUUGCAAUGACCGCAACUUCGAGUCCUGACACCACAAAUACAGCGCUAUCUGAUUCUACAUUGGCUGCAUCGUCAGGCGAGGACCUUUCUCCGCUAUCGUCAUAUGCCUUGGGUUCGGGGCCUGUAGCGGCUGACAGCGGCACUCAAACCGCCAUGACCACACCUUCAAGUCCUGAUAUUACAGCUUCGACGCUUUCCGGCGCUACAUUUACUGCAUCACCAAGCCUGGAGCUCCUUCCGUUAUCGUCCAUGUCGGCCUCGGAGCCAUAUCUCCCAUCGACGAGCUCGCCGGAUAUGGACACGGCUGCACAACCGCUGACGGCCGACCUAUCAGCCGCCGAUCUUUCCUUGGUCUCUCAAUCGAGCUCUGUAAUAUCCACACAGUUGCCUACGAGCUCUACCGCAGCCACGGACUUGACGUUAGGUGUUAUUGCAUCUAGCGAUGCAACGCAGUCACCUGCAGAGGACAGUCACUUGGCCUCUUUGACCGACUCUGCUACAUCGGGGCCUACCCCUGUGGAUAUCACCACAUCCCAGGCUAGUAUGGGCUCCGCUGGGCCCCAGGCUUCCGACUUGGGCGCCAUCGUCUCAUCUACAAGCACUUCUAGCCUGACGACCUUGGCUGCUGCACUUCCAACAGUCUCCGGCUCUGCUGUCUGUCCAGAUAAUGAUGGAAAUACCUACGACGCCACCGAUGGCUCACAAUACACCGUCCUCUGCAACCAAGAAUACGAUACGCAAAGAAUGAUGACAGUCGAUUCUCCAACCCUAGACGACUGUAUCAAUCAAUGCGCAGGCCAAGCGCAAUGUAUGGGCACGACUUACUCAAUCGCGAACGGUACCUGCCAGGUCAGCUCCAGCAUGUCUUCGAGCAACAAGCAGUCCAAUGCUAGAGUGGCUAGCGUGUUGCGUGUUCGAGCUCCCACUGUUGCACAGGCUAAUGUUCAGACUGUCCUUAAUCCGACGUUCAUUGAUGACACUCUUUCCCCAUGGGUCGCUGCUGGUGCAUCGGACGGCUCGAACUUCGCCGCGAUCAGCAACACCGCUUCCGCCAGCUUCAACUUCUCACAGUUGGCCAAUGAAAAUGUGUACAAUGGCGGUACACCACAAGCGACCGUCUGGCUGCGACAGUGGGUCAAUGUCACCAUGGGAUACUCCUACUUCGUUUCCAUGAACGUCAACUUGACCAACGGAGGAGACAACACUUGUCAGAUCGGUAUGAUGUCUGGCGUCCAGAGUCUUGUGUCGUAUAGCUUCCCAGUCGGUCAAUCAUAUUACGGGUCCAUCAACGGUAGCGGAAUCAUUACGAAUGAGGGCACGGAUUAUGCCAUGAUCUACGGCUCUUGCUCAGGCAACUUCGAUACCACGAUCAGCGUUUUCAAUAUCGUCUGGAACGCCUGGCCACCAGUAUCAAAUGUUGCUAGUACCGACAACGGGGUCUCUUCCGGGUCGCCUAUCAACAUGGAAGCGCCAGCCACUUUGACGAGUCAACUGCCGCAAAUGGAUAUAAACACUCAACUGCCAGCGCCAGUCAGCAGCCUCGACGAAGUCACUUCUUCUGCUACGCAACCAAUCGUGGCAAUUGGAGACUUGCCGUUCUUUGCGCCAAGCACGACUACUACAAUAUCGCUCAACAAUGCGGAGAGCACAAUCGAAGCGACUACUGGCGGCGCUGUCAACGGUCUGAGCAGCAUCAUCGAAGAGAUCUCAUCGUCAGCAGUCAAUCCGACCUCGGUUCCAGCCGCGGAUCUGACUUCUUCAAACACGUUGAUCACCGGCAGCGAUGCCAUUCCCUCGUCUAUGAUAUCCGAUGCCACAGCGACGGUGCCAAAUAGUAACGAGGCCCCGAAUACCAACCUUGUGGACAGCACACCAUUGUCUUCGAUAUCAUCCAAGGCACCAUUUCCUACAGCGAGCUUCGAAGUUGCUAUCCAGACGAGCAUCGCGAUCAGCACCGAAAGCACCUCGCCUGCUACACCACCUGGCAGUGGUAUAGGCUUUGGCACACCAAUAGUAUCCAGUGGCAUCAACCAACAGGCAUCGCCCGUUGCUACCUUGAUCAACUCCCAGACAUCAGCCACGACAUCCAUACUGACGGACUCUGUCCCUUUCCUGUCUACUAGCAGCACGGGCAUUAUGGCCUUGCCAUCGUCCAGCAUGCUGGGUCUGGGAUCAAUCAGCUCCAGCGCGACUGCAGUGAUUGCGAAUCCAUCAGCGGUUGUUCCUUCCUCCGUGGCCUCUCCAGCGGCUCCCACCAGCACACUCUGUCCAGGCUACAGCAAUUGCACGUACACAGGUCGUGAUGGAUCUACCUACCUCAUCGUGACCGCGCAAGUAUACGAGUCUUUGACCAUCCCCGGCAUUCCAGCUUUUCUGGCUGUCAGUCUUGCUGUCUGCAUAGACUUCUGCACCUUGCAAGGGACUCAAUGUCAAGGUGUGAGUUGGAGGCCAGAUACACAGCAGUGUCGACUCAAGGCCAACAUGAUCCCCACGGGCAACACAACGUAUCCGUCCGUCGGUGCGAUCAGAAUGAGCAGCUCGCUUGCGAUCUCGGCGGAAGUGCUUGUGAACGGCGCUUUCGCGGCUGGAAUGGCUAGCUGGACCACGUUUACGACGGGGGUUACGGAUUUGGUGGUGAGGCUGUUGAACUUGGUCUUGGGGAUCUUGGGCGGGGGAGUUGGUUGCAUCGCCCGGCUUCCAGGUCUUGGCGGGCUGCUCAACACGCUACUCAGCCCGCUUGAGCUCGUUCUGGUGCAGACCGUCAACGUCGCCGCCGGCUACUCCUUCUUCCUCCAAGCCGAUCUCAUCAUCGUCAACGCCAACUUCAACACCGACGCAUCUUGCUGGAUCUACUUCCGCUCCGAGAACGAAGUCCUUUGGUCAGGCCUGUAUGACCGCACCUCCACGGCAAGCACGAUCUAUGGAAGCGGGACGCUCGCGGCUGUGGCAACUAGAUUCCAAGCGGCCGCUCAGUGCAAUGGCACGACAGAUCUGACCGUCACCUUCGACAACCUCUCGUGGAAAACGUACCCUCGCGCGAUAGGGAUCAGUCCGAUCAAUCUGCAACCCAUGUUUGCACUUACCAACAGCGCCUUCAAUACUGCUCUAGGCGCAGCCAAUGGUGCCUGGAGAAUUGGCGCUGGCACAACAAGCACUAUCGCCACCACGAUAUCUGGAGGUCUAGCAUCAAUGUACUGGGGCGCAAUCUCCGCCACGCCGACCAUCUCUACACUGCUACAGGAUCUGGCCGUCGGCGCUCAAGCAAACCAGAACUUCGCGUUGACCGCGUUAGUGACAGUCACGAUCCCGCCUGGUCUGCUUGGUGGCCUUGCGCUUUGUUCUGCAGGGAUCUACUUGAACGAGUCGCUUUGGGCGAGUGGUGCGUUGGCUGCUUCGCAGACUUUCAAUGUCAAUGCGAGAGGCACGCUGAAGAACGAUGCGACGCAGCUGAGUCUGUGGGCGCAGUGUUCCGGGAGCUCGCCGCCGAGGGUUACGUGGGAUAAUGUUGAUUUGACGCUGAAUCCGGCGUGA